This is a messenger RNA of Charadrius vociferus (killdeer), 2334 nucleotides long. RefSeq names its product FERM domain containing 1 (gene FRMD1). The record is from RefSeq and is a predicted model, not a curated record. Bases 1 to 1830 code for a protein of 609 amino acids. The transcript is spliced from 13 exons. Gene Ontology annotation, biological process: positive regulation of hippo signaling. Gene Ontology annotation, cellular component: cytoskeleton; cytoplasmic side of apical plasma membrane. NCBI's taxonomy places the organism in Eukaryota, Metazoa, Chordata, Aves, Charadriiformes, Charadriidae.
AUGAGCCGGGCGCUGCUGGCCGGCAGGAUGCAGCCAGAGAGCCGGAACGUCUGCGUCUUCUUGCCCACCCGGGAGCAGCUCAGCCUGGCCGUCGGGGUCAAAGCCACUGGACAGGAGCUCUUUCAGCAAGUUUGUGAUUUAGUGAAGAUUAAAGAGCCUCACUUCUUUGGCCUCAGCAUUGUUAAAAAUAAUGAAUAUGUUUUUAUAGACCUGGAGCAGAAGCUCAGCAAAUACUUUUCAAAGGAAUGGAAGAAAGAGACCACCAAAGGAACUGAGAAAUUCAGCCCUCCUUUUGUUGCGUUCUUUAGAGUACAAUACUACGUAGAAAAUGGAAGAGUAAUAAGUGAUAAGGUCGCACGGCAGCUCUACUACUGCCACCUCAAAGAGCAAGUACUUAUGUCUCGGUGCAACCACAAAGAAGAAAUCUACUUCUUGCUGGCUGCCUACAGCUUACAGGCAGACUUGGGCAACUACAGGGAGAAGGUCCAUGCCGGCAAAUAUUUUGAACCUCAGGCCUAUUUCCCGCAAUGGAUAAUUGCAAAGAGGGGGAGUGACUACAUCUUGAAACAUGCCCCAGAGAUGCACAGAGAACAGCAAGGACUGAGCGCUAAGGAAGCGGUGCUGAAGUUCAUUAAGGAGUCCUGCCUGCUGGAAGAUGUGCCCGUCCACUUCUACAGGCUGCAGAAGGAUAAGAAGGAAGAUCGCCCCACGGUUAUCCUGGGCCUGACCCUGAGAGGAAUGCACAUCUAUCAGGAGGUGAAUCACGUUCGCCAGCUCCUCUACGACUUUCCCUGGUCGCACAUCGGGAAGCUGGCGUUUCUGGGGAAAAAGUUUGAGAUCCAGCCGGAUGGUUUGCCCUCUGCACGGAAAUUGGUUUACUACACGGGUUGCCCCUUCAGGUCACGGCACUUGCUGCAGCUCCUCAGCAACAGCCACCGGCUCUUUCUGAAUAUCCAGCCAGUGUUGAAGCAAAUCCAAAAACUGGAGGAGGCUGAAGAGAAGAAGCGCUACCGGGAAUCCUAUAUCAGUGACACACUAGACAUGGACCUGGACCCGUGUGAUAAGAACUCGCGUGGCAGUGGGAGCAGCGGGGGCAGCCGGAAGGAUAACCGUCUCUCACGCCAGUCCACGGGGAGUCAUGGCAGCUCUCACACGUCAGGCAUCGAGGCUGACUCCAGGCACCGGGUGUCAGUGGAAAUGUCAGUGGAUGAGCCCUUCAGCAUUGACCGGGUGCAUAGGAAAGAGAAAUCCUGCAGCUCGACCAUCAGCUACGGCAGCUCUGGCAUUGACAGUGGCAGCAAAGGGCGGGCUGAAGACGACUCCCAGGACGAUGAGCUUGAGCUGGCAGUAGAUGAGCCAGAGGAGGUGCCUGUAGAUGAGCCCUUAGAGGGAGACCAGUUAGAGGAGGCCACUGUGGGAGAAUCUGUUGAAUCUCUUCCUCUAGAUGCUGCUAGCUGCCAAGCUAUAAAUCGGGAAUCGCUGUCUGUGGUGCAAGUCACGCUAAUAAAAAUGAGAGGUCAAAGUGUGGAAUCCCUUCAUCAGGUCAGAUCACCCAAAAGCAGGAGCUGCACAGACCAGCACAGCCAGAGUUUGGAUGACAUCCGCCUUUACAAGCACCGGCACCCACCACUAAGUGCUACGCUGUCUUCAGACACAUCCCACAGCUACACGUUUGGCUGCAGCCUGGAGGAUAAGCUGUCUAUCUAUGGCUGCGUUUAUUCCACAGCGGACUGCAAAACCAAGUCUGCCCUUUAUGGGAAGCGAUCCAUGAACUGCCUCUCCUUGGAUCUUCUGGGAGAGGACCAGCUCCCGGAGGAGUUUGUGGUGUAAUGAGAUUGGAGCUCUUCCAUACCAGGAAACAGCUCAUCAUGGAAAUAUAUACCUCAUUAACACAUGUGAUGUCACUCUGGUUCUUGCAGGAGAUUGUGAGCAGCUUUGUUAUUCAGCUCUAUAAUCAGUAAGUGACAUCACUUUUGCAGACCUGGCUACAGGGCAAAUCAAGUGGAGUGCAGCACUUAACGUUGGCGUUUGAAGUGUUUGAGCAGAAAAUGGAAGUGGCCUGCACCAGUAGCUGUGACACAACCAACAUAAAACCCAAAACCAGUGGACCAAAACUGACGCUGAGCUAGCAAAGUGAACAUUGUGUCUAAAUGGAUUUAUCAGAAAGAAAUUUAAAGUCUAUGUCAGUUCAUCUUCCUGCCUUUCUCUUGCGGUCCAUUUGUGUUAAUGCUAGUGUACAGAUAGUUUGGUUGCCUUGAGUUUGUGCUGCUGCAACACUGCCAACAGCUGUCAGGCCAGGAUAUACUCUGAGCACAUCUGGAGGGCUGUGUAUGG